AUGGAUAUUGCAGCUGAUUCAUGCAAAAGCUUUCUGGAUCAAUUCCUGCAGGAAAGGGAGCCAACUGCUCUGGCAGAGGGUGGAAUCAUGGCCAUAAUAAAUCCACAUGACACCUUGAUGAAUUGGUUCCUGAAUGAACAGGAACCAACUGCUCCCCCAGUGGAUGGAUAUGAGGGAACCAACACCUCCCCUGCUCAUUUCAAAUGUGAACUUCCAUCUGAACAGCAAUCUCUUCAAAUGGAACAAUGGGGAUUGGCACCUGUUUUGCAUUGCAAUCAAGUCCUGCACACUUACAUGCCAUGGCACCUUGUGUGGGCUGUGAAUGCCAUUUCUGUGGUAGAGAUGGGCAUCCUCAACUUGGUGUGCCAGAUUGAGGUGGCCUCUGUACUUUUGAAGCAGACUGCUGAUAUGGUGGGAUGGCCCACACAUUGGUUUGCAAACCUAGCAAUGGACUUGAAUCAGCUUAAUAGCUUGAUUCUGGUGACAGUGUCCCAUGCCAGUUAUACUCUUCCCCUCCCACUAAUUCCCCUUAGUACAUUUUGCAUAAUCAACAAUAUCAGUGCCAUUGACCUGCAUUGGACCCCACACACAGCUGAUCCCAACUCUGGCUUUGCAUUCCCUUGGUGGCUAUAUCAUUCCAAGGAAUAUGCAGUGGAUUCCCAAAGAUUGCAAGGCAAGGGAUUGUUUUCUGUGGCCUGGGAUUUUUUUAAGUUGAUGAUGGCCCAGGACUUAUGGCGAUUGCCUGAGGCACCAAUUGCAAACUGUCUCAAUGGCCAUAUUGAGGAGCAGGUGGUGGGCAUUGCAUGGGUUGUUGGGUGCUGCUUCAAUAGUUUACAUGUUUUUGACUGUGGAGUUGGUUUUUAUGAUGCACACCCUUUAGCUCUGAGUAUGUGCCCAAUCUAUGAUGUCUAA
This is a messenger RNA of Pisolithus orientalis, 912 nucleotides long. RefSeq lists its product as uncharacterized. The coding region runs from base 1 to 912 and encodes 303 amino acids. The transcript has 13 exons. NCBI's taxonomy places the organism in Eukaryota, Fungi, Basidiomycota, Agaricomycetes, Boletales, Pisolithaceae. The record is from RefSeq and is a predicted model, not a curated record.